Molecule: messenger RNA, 1712 nt
Organism: Coffea arabica (coffee)
Lineage: Eukaryota; Viridiplantae; Streptophyta; Magnoliopsida; Gentianales; Rubiaceae
Product: zinc finger protein ZAT9
Biological process (GO): regulation of DNA-templated transcription
Source: RefSeq, a predicted model, not a curated record
AAAUCAAGGCAGCUAUGUUGAGAGAGAAACUCAGCUGAGCUGAAUAUAUAUAUGUACUGCUAGAAGUACAGAGCACACUACACAUUCACUAUACAAGAAAAUUAAAGAAGAUUACAAGAAAACCUCUUCAAUCUUUAGCGUUGUUGUGUGGUGAAAAAAGCCAAAAAAGAAAAAUGGUGAGGCCGGAGAGACACAAAUGUAAGCUUUGUUCAAGGAGUUUUCCGAGUGGAAGAGCUUUGGGCGGUCAUAUGAGGUCCCAUUUGGCCAACUUGCCGCUUCCUCCCAAGACACCGCAAAAACAGGAAACCAGCAGCCAGCUCCCACCACAACCCGGUGGUGACGGCUCAACUGAGUCAACAACUUCAUCUGAUUGUUCUUUGUCAGAGGGGGAAGUAGUAGUAGUACAAGUGAAGGAAUGUGCAGCUGAAGAUAAAGGGCUGGUUUAUGGACUCAGAGAGAAUCCCAAGAAGAGCUUCAGGAUGGUAGAUCGUCAGUUCUUGGAUGGUGGUUCGGUGGUUGUUCAAGACAGAGGAAGCGAGACCGAGUCAACUAGGAAACCAACUCGGAGAAGAUCCAAGCGAACUCGGAGAAUGCUUGUGUCUGCUGCUGAACAAGAAGGAGCUGAUGAGGCACUGAUUAAGGAGAAGAAAAUGAUGAAGACAACUGAGUCAUUGUUGGAAUUGGAACAACCGGUGAGUUCGGUCUCUGACACUUCACCUGAAGAAGAUCUUGCUUUAUGUUUGAUUAUGCUUUCUAGAGAUGUUUGGAGGAGGACUAGUACAACUACUACUACUUCAUAUGACUCCGCAGAAGAGUUGAAACUCUUGAAUAGUAGUACUAAAAGGAGGCACCAGAAGCAGAAGAAGAUCAAGAUUAAUAAUAAUGAUUCUUCAUCUGGUCAAGAAGGUGAGUCCUCAGAGGAAUUAGAAUUACCAAGAAAUGGUGUUAGUAGAAGUUGUAGUAUUAAAAAUGUGACGGUGGACAAAAAAGUGCAUGAGUGCCCAUUUUGUGGCAAAGUUUAUGGGUCAGGUCAAGCUCUCGGUGGCCACAAAAGAUCACACUUUUUGGGUUCAUCAACAACAUUAACAACUACAACUACAGCAGCCACAACUGCUGCUGCAGCAGCAGCAGCGGCUGAGAGCUUGUUACUGGAAUCAUCAUCAAAUUCUGCUAAAUCUCAGCAAGGUACGUUGCUAAUGAUAGAUCUUAACUUGCCAGCUCCAAUGGAAGAUGAAGACAUUGACGAUGAUCAUCCUCAUGAAAGUGAAGACAUUAAUUUGCAUCAUAGAAGAGGCUUCUGCAGUUUCAGAUGCUGAUUUCACCAAUCCCAUCAACCAUUGACAAUCAACAAAUUUUAGAGAGUCUAUCAGUAUUCCUCCUUUGCUUUUUUAUUUUUAUUUUUUUAAAAAAGUAUUUCCUAUUUUUGAGUUUCUUUGUGGCAAUAUGGUCGAUUCAGUUUUUAUCUAUUUGUAGGAAUGCAUUAACUUCAAAUUGCCAAUGUAAGCUUACUCUCCCUAGUAUCCUUCCAUUGGUAGUUGCAAACUUGCACAAUACAUUGCUUUGUUUCGAUAUCUUCACAAGAAAUGUGCAGUUAGUCGCUGUAACUACUGGUGCGCCCCACAGCUAGCUAGUGGGGUUACAGGAGAGCAAGAAAGACUUUGCAUUAUUCUACUGGUGAUUAAUUCCUAUACAUUUAUGUCUUCCCUUAAUUA